GUUGGUUGCCUGGGUGACGGAUGGGGCAAUCCCCUGGAAGGUCCAGCGGCAGCUGUCAAUCAGCGGCGGUUGCCGGGGCGACCGAGUCCCUUUGACAGCGGGUGCCCUGUCAAUCAAGCCGGAGGCGGUGGCGCAGGGCGAGCAGCGUAAGCGGCCGUCGGCCCGGGCAUCGCGCUGUGGAGAUGGCCGAGGUUCACAAUCUUCAGGAGUUACGGCAGAGUGCCUCGUUGGCAACAAAAGUCUUCAUCCAGAGAGAUUACACAGAUGGCAUCCUGUGCCAGUUUCAAACCAAGUUUCCGCCAGAGUUGGAGAGUCGGGUUGAAAGACACUACUUUGAAGACACAGUGAAGACCUUGAACAACUACUAUGCUGAAGCAGAGAAAAUCGGUGGGACAUCCUACUUUGAAGGCUGCCUGGCUUGUAUUACAGCCUACAUCAUCUUCAUCUGUAUGGAGACCCGUUAUGAAAAGGUUUUAAAGAAGAUUUCAAAAUAUAUUCAGGAACAAAAUGAGAAAAUCUAUACCCCCCGAGGACUGCUGAUUACAGACCCAAUCGAGAGGGGGCUGCGUGUUAUUGAGAUUGCGAUCUAUGAGGACAGGUGCAGUAGCGGCAGCAGCAGCAGCAGUGGCACUGGGAGCAGCACAAGCAGCUGCAGUAGGGGCUGACAUCGGGCAACGGGCCGAAUGGCUUUCACCAAACACCGUGCUCCUUUCCCUUUUCCCUUCCUGCGGGAAAGAGACGCAUCGUUUGCAAUAACCAGACUUUUCUGUAUUUGAACAUCACAAGCUCAUCAUGUGCCCCCUUCUCCGAAAGGUAUUAAGAGAAGAAAAGGAACUGGAGGCAAGUGAGCUGUUGACACGGUCCUGCUGACUCAGAGACUACGCUCUCACCUGGAAUGUGACACUGGAAAUGACUAUGUAUUUACAAAUGUUUUUAAUGUAAAUAAUGAUCGUUAACGAAAAGUUAAUCUCUCAGAUGGAGCUGAUCUCCACCCUUUCUGCAAUCAUUCUUGAUUUCCGCAUCCACCCACCCAGUGCUGCUUUUGGAUCUGAAUAGGAUUCAGUCCAGUGUGUGGCUCUUGCUCCUGGUCCAAAGCCAACUCCGAAGCCACUUGCCAACCCUGAAGUUUCAAUUGGGGUGGCAUGGUGGCUCAGUGGUUGGCACUGCUGCCCCCUCAGCACCAGGAACCUGGGCUCAAUUCUACCC
Messenger RNA from Chiloscyllium plagiosum (whitespotted bambooshark), 1206 nucleotides. Its product is annotated as golgin subfamily A member 7B-like. The record is from RefSeq and is a predicted model, not a curated record. Gene Ontology annotation, cellular component: palmitoyltransferase complex. Lineage: Eukaryota; Metazoa; Chordata; Chondrichthyes; Orectolobiformes; Hemiscylliidae. Gene Ontology annotation, biological process: peptidyl-L-cysteine S-palmitoylation; protein targeting to membrane.